CUUCAUCGCUACCGGGCGCCUUCGGCUCACUGCGGAGUCGCCACGCCGGUUGACGGUGCCCUGAGGCUGCCACCAGCUCCGCUGCAAGCCAGGCGGGUCCGCGGCUGCGCCUCUCGCCCCGGCUGCGCUCGGCCCCACAGGAGAGGGCGACGGCCAGAAGCGGGGACCCCCCGCCCCCCACACGGCGCUGAACUCCCUUCUUGCGCGUUCAGCCAAUGAACCCGCCGAGGGGGCGGGUCCAAGGCACGUUAUAAAAGGGGCCGGCGGAGGAGCGACGCGGCGUGCUUUGCUGGUACCCGACGGGAGACGGCGAGAGGAAAGGAGGGUUUCUUGCGCGAGCGCGGGCGGGCGAGCGAGCAUCGGCCAUGUGCGGUGAGUGAGGGAGUCUCGGAGGCUGCUUUGUUGCGGAGCGCGAGGGAGCCCAGGCAUCAUGGAAAAGGGCUGCGGGCAGAUCCACUCGGAGAGGUGGGGGGGGGACUUUGCAAAGGGAGACUUGGCAUGCCUUGCUGCUGUUCUAACCAUACAAAGGGGCCCUUCCAUUUUUGCUGGGAGGGGGACUUGUGUAGAUUUUGUGGAAGCAGAGCCGUAUUAUUUUCUAGGGAAUCAGAAAGGGGAAUGAACUGAAAACCUGACCUCGCCUUCCCCCAGAAAGAGAUGCUUAGCGCUUCCUUUCCCAGUCAAGUCCCCCCCCCCCCCGCCCUUGCCAUCCGGAUGCUUUUAUUGCUGUGCCCUCUGCUUCCUCCGGGUAGCCAUUGAGCUGCAAGGCGACCGUAGUAGCAGUAUGCUCUGCCCUGGCUUCCCUCCUCCGGAGGUUUUGUUUGUUUGCUUAUGGAGGAGUUUAACGCUCCCAUGCUCUUUAUGAGAGCAAAGCCGAGCUGUUAAACUUAGCUCUCUCAGCAAAGGGGGACAAGAGGAACUUUCUCUCUCCCCCCCUUCCCCCCAAUCUUGGUCCUUUAAAUGCUCCAGGUACAGUAACUGAAAUUCCAGAAAGACUUGCAAAAUGUAUUUUUAAUUGACCUUAAUGUCCUUUCGUGCAAAUGUUUCUGAGCAAUAGUUUCCCUUGCAUUAGUAGCGGUUAGCGUCUCCUUCCCACUUGGAAGAAUAUCUGAACAAGUCAUAAAAAGAGGUUUUCUGGUCGAAGAUGCUGACCUCUCCUACAUGGUUAAAAUGUAUUUUAAGGGCUUUCCUUCAAUGGGACACUGGCAGACAGCAACAUUUGAAAUGUUCAGUUCAUGCCCCCCUGUAAUAAUUAAGUAAAGACGUGGGGAGAUCUGGGCGCCACAAAGCAAAGACCAAAGGAUUGCCAUUUAAAGGCUCAUGAAAUCACAUGGCCAGGAACUUUCCCUUCCUGGAUUGCCCUGUGUUCAUGGUAAAUGGGUCAUCUGACUCGGUACAGCUUGGGCACAAGUCACUUUUGUGCAUCACUGUUCAACCAGUGCUAGGAAACAUGGAAUUUCACCUUUCAGACAAUAGCCUUCCUUAGUCAAAUGUUUUUAAAAAGAAUGUUCAUUGUAUGUGCAUCGGUGGUGGCACACGGCCCCUGUUUACAAGACCAGAGCCCUCUGCACAUAUGGUCUCUUGUAUUCAUUUAGCCUGGGAGGGAGGAGGAGGAGCCUGCUACCAUUAUGCCCCCCCAUCAUGCACAUUCAUCGAAUACACUUUUGAGCAUCUGAAAAUGGCUAAACUGUUGGUGUGAUAGCAGCAUAAUCCUGAUAAAAGGGCCUAGCCAUAUGCAGAAAGGCUAUAUAUGAGCAGAUCUCCAAAUCUGUGCCUGCAAUUCCUUAUGAUAUAAUUGCUGUUUCAGAACAUCUGAGCAAAUGAGAAUUGCUUUAGGAUAAUUACCCUUAAAAGAAACAAAAUCUAAGGAUGCUGAAGAUAUGUUAAGUCAAGUAAAAAGGAAUGGAAUACAUCAAUAGGUAUGGAAUAAAUGCCCCAGCCUAUGUCUGAGAAUUGGAUUGGACAUUAUUAAUUCCAAUGGCCUGCUUCAGAUUUGUACGUUCAGAACAGGAAAUCACCCACCGUCGCAGUCAAAGCAAUGUGUUAUCUUUGAAAAGUGGACAAAAAGUGCCUUAUUUUAUCAGUUUAAGAAGAUUCUGUUCCACCUGAAUUUCAUUAAGUGACCCUUCUGCGCUAAAGAAGAUCUUAUCAGGAAUGACCCAUAUUGCCUGUGGUUAACAAUUCAAGAUUUUGUAACCAGAAAUUGAAAUAAUACUAAAUACUAAAAGCAACACAUCUCUGAUUGUAGAGCAGGAAACAGGGAUAUUGCACUGUUCAACUAAGUUUUAACUAAGGAGUGGUAUCGCUGACUCAGUGUGAAGUAACAACAAGUAUGUGAUUUCAGUGCACUCAGCCUUUCUAACACCCUUCACUGCUGCCAUAGCAACCAGGCAAUUUUGGUGAUGCAAAAUGAAUAUGUAAAUAAGAAUACUGUUCCAAAAAUGUCACUGGAAGUGGGGAGUGAAAGAUUUCUGCUCGUAGCUGAAACUCCUUUAAAAUACUCUUGGUGAAACAAGCAUGGUUAUAUAAGAAGUUUUAAAAGCAUAAUUAUUUUUCAAAAGAAAAAUUCAAAACAUAAUACAUUAAAAUUCCAUAUAUUUUAAAAACUUUUAACAGAGGUUGACAACCUUGUUCAGUCCUGAGAACACAGCUGUAGCUUGCUUGCUUUUGGCGAUGUUGCUUCUUCCAUUGUAUAUUAUUUAUUAUUAUUAUUUAUUGAAUUCAUAUACUGCCCUAUACCCACAGGUCUCAGGGCAGUUCACGGGAUAAAAUCACAAUAUAAAAAACACAAAAUACAUAAUAAAAACAAAAACAAGGACAACCCAAUAACCCCUCCCCCCCAAAAAAUAAUAAUCAGAGAGGUAAAAUAGAAUUUUAAACAGAGAAAAUAAGCACCCAUCAGGUAUCAUCUAGGAGUAGAUUAAAAUAUCAAUUUAACUGUCUUUCAAAUCAAAACAUUUUAGCCAUUGUAACCAUUCACAGAAGCUCUUUUAGUACCAAGCCAGAUUGGACAUGGUGGAAUUUUGUGACAAUCUCUUGUGGAAGGCUUAAACAUGAGCUCCAUGAAAUAAAGGGGAAAUGAGAAAAAAAUCUGACUGUGGAUCCCUUUUUAAAGACUUACCUGCAGAUUUCCUAAGCCAGCGUUUUUACAGGUGGUUCUUUCAAGGCUUACUUUAGCCAACCUUUUGCCAUGCUGGCUGGGGCUGAUAAGGAUAGUAGUCCAAAACAUGUGGAGGGCACCAGGUUGUUGAAGCCUGAUCUUGGAAGAUGUUUCUGUGAAGUUUUCAAAUGGGAGUUGAAGACAGCAGCCUACCCCUUUGGCUUGCCCGCCAGCAUCUGAAAUCCAAGCAGAUAUGAGAAACCUACGAAUGUCCAGGUGUGGGACUCCAACUUUUGCUAGCAGGACCAGUAAUUAGGAAACAUGGGAGUGGGCUUCAAUAUCAUCUGGAGCGCUAUGGGUUUCUCAUCUCUGUUCUGAAGGUACUGCCUCUGAACAUGAGGGUUCUCUGUAGCAGUAAUACUAAUGACUGUCGAGAGAAUGUGAGUAACGACUUUUAAAAAGCUAUUUAACUGAAUUAAAGUUUAGGGUUCAGUAACAUGCCUGGAAAUGGUACACAGCUGCAACUGAAGUAUUGGAGACUAAUCAGUUUGUCAAAUUAACUCCAUGAUAAUACAAAACUGGAAGGGACGCGGGUGGCACUGUGGGUUAAACCACAAAGCCUAGGACUUGCCGAUCAGAAGGUCGGCGGUUUGAAUCCCCGCAACGGGGUGAGCUCCUGUUGCUCAGUCCCUGCUCCUGCCAACCUAGCAGUUCGAAAGCACAUCAAAGUGCAAGUAGAUAAAUAGGUACUGCUCUGGCGGGAAGGUAAACAGCGUUUCCGUGCGCUGCUCUGGUUUGCCAGAAGUGGCUUAGUCAUGCUGGCCACAUGACCUGGCUGUACGCCGGCUCCCUCGGCCAAUAAAGCGAGAUGAGCGCUGCAACCUCAGGGUCGGCCAGGACUGGACCUAAUGGUCAGGGGUCCCUUUACCUUUACUAAUACAAAACUGCAGUUCUGAGAUUAUAGAAUGGCAGGAAGACAUCAGUACACUUGAAGAUGGACUACUUUCUGUGAACCACAGAGAUACAAAGUAGCUAGAGUGGGAGCCUAAUCAAAUAGAAUUACUGCUGCAGAAUACCGUUCCCAGUGUAGAAGAUAAGUGGUAGGUCUAUAAUGCUCUAAGGCAGUACAUAUUUAAAAGCUGAAGGAGUGGAGUGUUGACUCAUUAGUCUCAAACUAUGAGACACCCCUAUCUUGAUCCUGGUAAACUUACAAGUACUGACGUUUCUUGAGGAAUUUCCCCACUGGAAAACUCUCAAUGACCCUUUCUUUACCCACCAGUUGCAUUCCUCAAAGAGGAAGCAAGAAUUUCAAAGCCUUGAUGAGAGAUAAAGGGAGCCGUUUUAAACAAAGAUGAGCUUGUGCAACUUCUAGCUGACUCUGUGCUUGAAGAAGUGUGCAUGCACAUGAAAGCUCAUACCAGUAACUAACUUAGGUGGUCUCAAAGGUGCUACUGGAAGGAAUUUUUAUUUUAUUUUAUUUUGCUUGAACUUCAGUUUUUUAAGUGCCAGCACAAAGCAUGAAGGCUCUUUCCCUCACCCGCCUCUGUAACUUGAGUCUUUUCCUGUACAGAAUUCCUUCUGUACGAUCCUUUAAAAGCAACCCGAUUCUUUUCAGUUUUUCUUCAAUCAAACCAAAUGAUUAAGUCAGCUGUAAGUAGGAGUACUUAAUGUCAUCUGUUAUCUCCUGCAUGAUAAAGACAACAGCAUGCUGAAGGCUGUAACAUGAAACUGUGCUUUUGGGAGCUUUGGCUGGGAAGUAGGGUCUAAGAAGAAAAUAAGUGAGGAUAAUGAGGUCAAAAGGGAAAUGGUCUAGUUAACAAUAACAGGUUUAUUGUACAACUCAAUAAAACUCAGUAAAACUCAAAACAUGGUUCAGUCUGUGGUUGUUUUCUAUAGCUCUGUCCACAUAAGCUUGUGCCACGUUUUGUUUGUCUCCAAGUUGCUGCAAGACACAUCACUGUUUUUGCUAUCACCAACGUAUACUUGAAAAAAUAAUCACUCAGUUUCAAGCUCCCCCCCCCCCGCUAAUUCUGCCACUCAUAAAAGGUAAUGGCAUUAGCAAUAAAUGAAACUUAAAACUGCAUUUGCAAUUUGUGCUAGAAGCUCAGGCCAAAAACGAACUUACGUUUUGUUUUAUUUUAAAAAUAAUUAUGAUGGAACAACAACAGAUUCUUCAGUUUCAGGAAAGGAAGAGGUCUGGUUCAUAUUUUGUAAUGUUUGUGACACAUUGUAGCAAUACUUAUUUUUUAAAAGGCAAAUACAGUGGUACCUCGGGUUAAGUACUUAAUUCGUUCCGGAGGUCCGUACUUAACCUGAAACUGUUCUUAACCUGAAGCACCACUUUAGCUAAUGGGGCCUCCUGCUGCUGCCACGCUGCCGGAGCAAGAUUUCUGUUCUCAUCCUGAAGCAAAGUUCUUAACCCGAGGUAUUAUUUCUGGGUUAGCGGAGUCUGUAACCUGAAGCGUAUGUAACCCGAGGUACCACUGUACUUAUUUUUUGCCUCUCUAAAAACUCUGUAUCAGCUACUGAAGUUCAGGUUCCUGCCUUUUUAAAAAAUAAAUAAUUCAUUAAAUUUAAAAUUUGUAUUACAAAUAUACAAGCAUACAAUCAUACAUUUCAUACAAUCCUUAAAAGUGUUCAAACAUACCUACACUCAGUCCCACGAAUAAUUCAUUUCAGGUUCGUGCCUGAUCACUACCAAAUUCAUACUGACUUGCUCCAAAAUAUAGGCUAUUUCUAAACAGCUCCUAAUGCCCUCACAGUGUCCAACUGAGCAGCACAUAAACCUAAUCAAAAGAGAGAGGACAAUCUGUUUGUGGAAGGAAGUAUGUGAGAAGGGGAAUGAGUUUAACAAGCAGUAGAGGGUUUGGCUACAGUCUAGCAUGGAGUUAAGAGCAUGCAAACCCAUUGACAUUUAAUGGUAUUGACUCUGUGCUGGGAAUUUUUGGCCUCCUUGUGUGUGAAAGUGAGCAAUUAAUAAGUUAAUAGAAGGCACAAUAGAAUGUGUGUGCUUGAAAGGAAAAUUUCUUUCCCAUGACCCAAAGAAUCUGUAAUAUAUUCCUUGGCAGCCCAGGCUCUGCUAUCAUUUUCAGUGAAGUCUCUAGUGGCUUCUGAGUCUCCUGGUAUGCAUGAAUAGUAGCAGUGCUAGAGUUCUGUAUAAACAAGGAACCUUUACCAAACACAGGACACUGGCUGCAUUGUGGACAGAUCCCUCAAAAGAGGCCUUCCCUGAAGUGAUAAUACACAUAAAGACAUGAUGCCUUAAUGCAGGAAAUCUGACAGGUCUUGAAAAAUACAUGUUGUAAAGCAGUGGUUCAGAAAGCAGCAAAAGGGUCAUUUCUUUUUUAAAAAAUGAGGAUAUGCAGAAAUGUUUAAAACACUUCUCUGGAAAAGUAGCAGAGAAUUUGAGCUGAGCACAUGGAAAAAAUGUUAAUAGCCAUAAAUUUAACAGACUUUCUUGCUGCCUCGGGGCAACUUUUUAAUGUUACUAUUUGCAGGCAAGAGUUACAACCGAUAUGUUUUAACAGAAAACCAAACAAAAACACAAGUCUUCAAUACAUUGGGCUGGGGGCUGUUAUGUACCAGGCUUUGUGAAAUCCCAGUUUAUAUUCUAAAAAGUUUUCCUUUUCAGGUCUGUUAUAAAAAUAUCCGCUUUGCACAUCUUCUUUUCAUAGGUGGGAAAUUGCUGACUUAACUUUUGCUCCAAAAGUACAAAUCCUUCUUGGUGUCAGAUAAUACAUAUUUGACAUGACCUGUGUAGCUUCAGAUGUGGAUACUAAAUGAUACACAGUUUCUCAUUUAUACUCAUUUGUUUAUUUAUAAUUUCAUUUUAUGUACAGUACCAAAAAGGGGGGGGGAAUUAACCAUAACAAAAUUGAUUACAAACAAGGGAGUAUACAGAAGUUUUCAGGUACAUAAUCAAUUAUAUGCUUGCCCAACUCUUGCCCAAAUCUGUUGUAGCCAAUCUGUAAGAUAUCUCCAAAGGAGUACCAACAUUGGAAAGAUUGCAUACCAGGGAUGAAGAAUAAAAAUGGAAAAGAAAAGUGGGAAAAGAUCAGUGUAACUAAUACAUCUCACAUUCUGAAGGGAUGUUUGAAUAAAUUAGGGCUGGGAAUUCAGACCAGUUGAAAUUAUUUCGUCAACUGACUGGUCAGAUAUUGUCAAAUAAUUGCCAACUGUUUGUAAAGCAUUAAUUUUAUUUGGCCAAGAAAAAAGGUACAAAGCUGUGGCUUAAGGGAAUGCUGUAGGGAAGGGAAAUUGGCUUUUAGUUACAGCACCUACCAAUCCGGAGUAGCAAAGAGCAGCAAAAAAGUAUCCAGCUUUGUCCCCCAUCUGCCCCCAAAAUGUUGCUGGCUAUUGGCAGUAGGGUGCUGUUGGCGGUUUCUUCUACCUACCCACUGUUUGAGUAGGUGGGCACCUCAUCCAAACCCUCUCCAGCAUGGCUUAUUUGAGGACUGGGAUUGUCUGUUAAGCAUCAACCUGUUUAAUAUGGUGCUAAUUACAAAAACAAAUUAGUUUAACUGUUAAGCAUGAAACUGUUCCCUGGCCAUGGUAACAAAUGACAAUACACUGUAAUAUAAAUGUAAUAUGCACUAAGUUUCCACCUCAGUUAGUGUUCUUGACAGCAUGAAAUAUUUGACCAUGAUCAAAUAGUAGGUUAAUUUAUUGGUCAGUUGACAGUAAUUUGAUCAGUUAGUUGACAAGUGUGCCAGUCAUAAAGCAACCUGUCAAUUGGUGUCCUAACCUGGGAAUGUCACUCAAAUAAAUUAAAUCCUUGAUACUGACUAAAAUUGUGCAACACUUUAUGAAUUAUUGGAUUGGGUUGCCUCAUUCUAAAGGUUGUUGCUUAACUACGUAACAAACUUCAUCUGAGUAACAAGACAACUCCCAAACCUUUAUAGUGACAGGAUUAAGCCUUGUAGGAUUUGUUGUAAAAUGUAGCACUUUGAGUUUAUAAGACUUUAUAUGUGCUUCUGAGUAUGUUGUGUAAACAUAUUAAAGUACCAGUUUAUCAUUCUUCUUUUCAAUACCCAACAGGAAUAUUUGCAUAUCUGAACUACAGGGUGCCUCGGACCAGGAAGGAGAUAUUUGAAACUCUCAUAAAAGGGCUACAGAGACUAGAAUACAGGGGAUAUGACUCUGCAGGUAUGUGAACAAUCCUGUUGUGCAAAAUUUCCACAGCAGUGGCCAAGUCGGUCUCCUACUGUAAGAAAAACAAAAGAGUCUUGUGGCACUUUAAAUGCUAAUAAAUUUAUUAUGGCAUAAGCUUUUGUGGACUCUAGUUCAUCAGAUGCAUAAAAUGACAUCUUAGCUGGCAAGUACAUAAAGGAGAAGAUUUUAAGGUGGGAGUUGAAUGGCAAUGAGAGGCAGAUAUAGCCAUCAAUGAUAAUUAGAGCUUGGCAGAACAAUCCAAACAUCCUUACAUUGGGCUGCUUAUUUUAUUUUAGUAGGUAGAGGUAUUCCUCCACCCAGUGCCCUCAUGAAAUUUUGCUGCUUUUAAGUCAUUUGGGGCUUGUCUAAGGUACGAUGAGCAAUACAAAUGUUUUACCUCAACACCAGUUGCCUAAACAUUCAUCUGGCUUUGUAAGCAAUUGUAUGUGUUAACUAAGACUGUACGAUAAGUUGUGUUCUGUAUUUCAGGUGUUGCAAUUGAUGGGAAUGAUAAUGAAGAUAAGGAAAGGUACAUUAAAUUGGUCAAGAAAAGAGGAAAAGUGAAGGCUCUCGAUGAGGAGUUGCAAAGUGAGUAGAAAGGGUGGGAUUCAACUAACAAACCCCACUAACAACCAGCACAAGGGCUAAGGCUGAAGUUCCCUACCUCUAAGCUAGCAUAUCAAUUGCUCUUCUUUGUGGACUGUGGUGGUUUGUUUAGCAGGCAUGUCCGAAGUCCAUUUUGGGGGCCUAAUCCGGCCUGCCGGUUGAUUUAAUCCAGCCCCCGUGGCAGUACAGUGGUAUCUCGGGUUAUGAACUUAAUUCGUUCUGGAGGUCCGUUUUUAACCUGAAACCGAUCUUAACCCGAGAUACCACUUUAGCUAAUGGGGCCUCCCGCUGCCGCCAGUGUGCGAUUUCUGUUCUCUUUUUUCUAAAAAGAUAUUUAUUGAAAGUGUAAAAAUAGUUGACAAAGUAGAAAAAGAAAAAAAAAAACCCCCUUCCCACCAUAUGAGUAAAAAUUCAAAAUAAAAAAGUGACAAAAAAAAGGAAAAUACAAAAAUACAUCACAAACCGUUAAAAACAUUUAAAAACAAAUUCAUUAUUUUCAAAUCCUUAACUGUCAUUGCCUUCUUUCUUAGACCUCCUCCUCCUCCCUUUCUUUGUAUCCUAGUUAUUAAUUAUCCCAGCAAAUCCUUUCCAUGUUUCAUAAUAUUCUGUCAUUACAUUACCCUAAACUGUUGUAAUCUUAUCUUUCUAUAAAAUAAGCCUUAAAGCUUAAAACUUAAAUCUUAUCCUUACCAACUUCUCAUAACCAUAAUAUUCUUUCAUAAUUCUUUAAACAUCUUGGCUAAAGCCAAGUAAUUUCAUUCCAACAUUUUUCUAACAUUCAUCAAUUUUAUAAAACAGUUCUAAUGGUAGAGAAAAGAGAUACAAACAAAUCCAAUCUUCAUCCAACGUCCCUUCCUCCUGGUUCCGGCUUUUGUCAGUCCUUAUUAUCCCAUCGAUCUAGCCCAUUAACCUGGCAACCUUAUAUCCGAGGCCCUCAAGUCUCUUCCAUGUCCCUUCCGCAGCUCUUUUUCAUAUGUGUAACUGUAUUUUCCCUUGUCUCCUGCUCGUGGUAACUCCAGCUUGACAAUGUUCUUAACCCUUCUCAACAGAUCAGCCCCUUUUCCAUAUUCAACACUGAAUUCCAUGUAGUAUUUAAAAGCAUGUUUCAAAGACCCUCCAAAAUUAAGAGCCCCCACAAACCCAAACAUCUCACGGCCCAUUGCCAUAUUUGAAAAGUCCAAACGUCCCAGCAUAGGGGGGUCAAUCCAGCCCCCCAUUUCCAAGCCAAACCAAACUUUUCCUUUCCAAAUCUGGCUUUUUCCAAGUUCAUUUGUCAAAUCCGAAAACUCAUAUUCCUGUUGGGCCUGUUCUGUCAAGACACACCCCUGAUUUAAUUCCUGAGUGGGCUCCACAUAUUUUCCCACUGUCUGUUCAAAAUUUCCCACUGCCUGUUCAAAAUUUCUAGUCGAAGUCGCCAUCCAAUUCACCUUCUCAUGUAAUUGUUCCAGUAGGGCAUUUGUUUUAUAGAGAGCACACAACAAAGCUUCUGAAUACAUUGUCCUGCAAGGUAAGAUGCCUGUUCCCACGGUUGUAAUCUGUAACAGCUGCCGGCUCCCUGGAGUUGGUUACAGUUUCACAGACUCCUCUAGGGGAAAACUUCUAUUUGUUCUUGCAACAAAGUUUCCCUUUUUGAGAUACUUUGUUGAUAUAUAUUCCUUUAAAAUGCGAAGGGCAACAGUGGAAUCACUAUGUUUCUCUUCUUUUAGCUAUCUGUCAAAAACACUUGUCUUUGGUCAAUGAACUUCAAACGUCAGUCCUGACACCCCGCUCCAGGAUCAGGACGGAGGAAAGUUACUUUACUUUAAAGUCACUUUAAACAGUCCAAAAAGAUCCCCCCCCUUCUCCUGCUGUCGAAGGGGGGUUCCACAAUUUUAAAUGCUGAAAUCCAAUCCUUUAAAGACGAUUUUCUGAGCUCUAGUUUAAAUUGUCUUUGCUUUAUUCUGUUUACAAAGGAACGGAAGGCUGACUUCCUGUUUAGACCUUCCCGUUCCGUACCAAAUUAGAGUAAGUUUUUAAAAUCCAAUUCUUUUCUGCUUGUUAGUCCUUAUUUGAUGUCCAAUUGUUCAAAGUCUUAAGUACUCACGGGUGCUUAUUUUAAAGUCCAAAUUGUCCCAGGAAAAAGGCAGCGCUCUCCGGCAACGGCUAUGCGGCUUCGCUCCACGGAAAUAGCAGUUGACUCACAGCACCGCGCCACUUCCCCCCUUCACUUCGGAGCCCGUUAGUGGGUUCCUUAGCGGGUUGGGGGGGCGCUAAUGGUGCCCGCCGAGUCCCAUGGUCACAGGCUUCAUCCGCCUGUGAUUUUUAAAAGGGUCCCGGCUUCGCCGUAGCGGAGAAGACCCGAUUCCCGCGGAGCUAGUCCCUCCAGUUCAGAGGGAGUCCGCCAUUGCCGGUGGCGCCACCCCGGAAGUCCCCGCGAUUUCUGUUCUUAUCCUGAGAUAAAGUUCUUAACCUGAGGAGGUACUACUUCCGGGUUAGUGGAGUCUGUAACCCAAAGUGUUUGUAAUCUGAGGUGUUUGUAACCCGAGGUACCACUGCAUAUGUCCUGGGGUAAAAUCCUAAGAAAAGCUCAGUAACUUCAAUCAAUCCUAAAAAAAAGCUCAACAACAACUCUGGUAGGCCCUCAUGCAUCAAAUCUGGCCCUCUUUGAAAAAUUCAUCAUUAGCUACAGUGGAGGAAUGGUUGUUAAAAUUACUGGAUUUAGCUGAGAUGGUGAAAUCGACAUUUUUAAUCUGGGAAAAAAUAUUGCCAGCAUUUACUAAAGAUUGGAAACUUCUUACAGAUUUUAUGCAUGAAGAAGAAAGAGAACUUAAUGAUAUCAGGGUUUAAGGAUUGAAGAUAAUAAUGUUGGUUUAUAGAAGGUGGAUUUUCUGGGUGUUAUCUUGGAGUGGCUGUGCUGAAUAAUUCUCCCUAUAUAGCUGACAUAUUAACAACUGGAACUUCUCUUUUUUAUUUUCUUUUUCUUUCCCUCUUUUUCCUCCCUUCAUCUCUCCUCCCCCCCCAUUUCUUCUCUCUAGUUCUGUUGGGUAUUUUUAUUUAAAUUUGCUUUUUAGGCUUGACGAAAAGGUAGCUGAUAUUAAUCUUUGUAUUUUUGUGUGCAAAUUUCAAGAAAAUUAAUUCAUUUUAAAAAAGAACUCUCUUCUGUUGGUACUGAUGAAAUAAAUGCAGCCAAUAUAAUAUGGACAGCCCAGUUUCAUGUGGUUUAUUGAAAGUAUAGAAACAAAUACUUUCCACACAGUUUAGAAUUUACAAAUUGUCACUCUUUUAUAAUUAAAUAGAAAGUUAAGACUAUGUUAGUUACGUAUUUUUGUGACUAUAAUUUGAAUUAAAAGUGGUUGGGAUUGAUUUGUGUGUGUAUGUGUUUGAUUUUGUAUACAGAACAAGAUGGUCUAGACUUAAAGGCAGACUUCGAGACACAUUUUGGUAUUGCUCACACUCGCUGGGCAACCCAUGGAGCACCAAAUGCAGUGAACAGUCACCCACAACGAUCAGAUAAAAGUAACGGUAGGUACCUUCUAAAAAAAUCUGUAGUUGCACCAGAGUAGAAAUUCCCAGAAACAACUUUGGAAACCAGUAGACUGAAAUGAAUUGUUUGUGCAUAUUAGAUAAGGUUGGUGAUUACGUCAGAUAUUUUUUCUUCUUACACAAAGGAAUGUUGUGGUUUUGCAAAGGUGCAACUCCAAGGAUUCAUGAAAUUAGGGAAUCUGAAGCAGCUGAGGCUAGAAUGCCAGGAUUCCAUUCACAAAUCAGAUUGGAAUUCCUACAAAACCCCUUAACAUACUGUGUUUUCAUUACCAAAAAUCUAGUGACAGCAGCCCAACACAGUCACUGAAAGAGGAAAAUAACGUAAAGCACUUUGCCGAUUUAAAAUGCUAUUUAGAAAAGGUUCCAACUUUAAAUCUUUGAUUGAAUUAAGCUGUUAUUGAUUGGUUCAUCUCUUUUUUGUGUGUUUUCCUAUUUCUUUCAGAAUUUGUCGUUAUCCAUAAUGGGAUCAUUACAAAUUACAAAGACCUAAGGAAGUUUUUGGUAAGCUGAAAACAACUGGAUGUCCCAAAAUGUGUGUGUGCCAAUUUCAGCUCUGUGGCCUGGUUAGCUUUUGCUCUAUGGCCUGGUUCUCAUGAUGCACUAAGCCAAACCUUGGCUUAAUGAAACCAUUUGUACCUAGUUUAGUGGGGCCUAUGAUCAGGCAAGUGUUUAUAGGAUUGCAGCCUAAAUGAAGUUUCUCUAUGUGAAUUUUGGUGGGUGAUAGGAAUGAUGGUAAUUGUGAUUGAAACCGUAGAUGACACUCGAUUAUGUUGUAUGUAGUCUUAAAAUCCUGAUGGUAACACGCAGAUAUAAACAUUUUCUUAAACCCCCCCCCAUUCCAGGAAACCAAAGGUUACGAGUUUGAAUCUGAAACAGAUACUGAAACCAUUCCAAAGCUGAUCAAAUAUGUGUAUGACAACCGGGAGUCUGAAGACAUAAGUUUUUCUGUCUUGGUUGAGAGAGUCAUUCACCAGCUGGUGAGUGGGAAAUUUUCUCUCUUUAUUUCCUAUAAUAAAUAAUAUUUAAGACAAUAUGAAACUACUUUUCAUGUAUGAAGUUAAAAUGUGGAAAUAACUACUCAGUUUUGUUCUGUUGGGAAAACUUUAAAGAAUUCUUUCAAUUCCAUGUUUUAUUUUGCUUUCAUUUUUAAUAAAAAUGCCAUCUUGUUACAUACCUGCCCUGUGCCUGCUGGUUAAGAGUGAGGUGCAAACCCAGAAGAAAUAGAGGAAACUGUAGUAUUUCUGAGCACAAUGAUUUUCUUUUCCUUCAGAAAUAUCAAACCGCGAUAACCAGAGCACAAUCCUGCCAUUUACCAUCUCUUGUCUUCCUCCUCUGUAGUUCUCAGAUGAAAAGUUAUUGCACCAGUUAAAAGAUUUCUAAACUUCCUUGUUAGUUUAAUAGCCCUGGGACCGUAGAUCCCAAAGCUGAAUGUGUAGAGUAAAGCUACAUUUUCUUUCAUCAUUGUUUGGGACAGUUCAUUCCUUCCAGUGUGAGAGCCAGUGUGGUGUAGUGGUUAAGAGUGGUAGAUUCGUAAUCUGGGGAACCAGGUUCGCGUCUCCGCUCCUCCACAUGCAGCUGCUGGGUGACCUUGGGCUAGUCACACUUCUCUGAAGUCUCUCAGCCCCACUCACCCCACAGAGUGUUUGCUGUUGGGGAGGAAGGGAAAGGAGAAUGUUAGCCGCUUUGAGACUCCUUCGGGUAGUGAUAAAGUGGGAUAUCAAAUCCAAACUCCUCCUCUUCCUCCUCCUCCUCCUCCUCUCUAUUUACUCUAACCUGACUAAAUUUAAUGGGGAUUAGUCCCACACGUGUGUUUAGCAUUGCUGACUUGUGCAUUUUUGACCUCCUCAUUUUGUGAUAAUCUUUUGUUUCUGACAAUUCCUUGAUGCCGAAUGACAAAAGAUUCAUUUUUUCCUCAAAGGGUCAUUAGAGAUAAUAAGACAGGAUCUUACUCUGUGUGUAACUAUCAUCCAUGUCAUCCUCCCCCCCACUAAUGUUUAAUUUCCCCCCUCCCAGGAAGGAGCUUUUGCACUGGUUUUCAAAAGUAUCCACUACCCAGGGGAAGCUAUUGCUACCAGGUUAGUAAAAGUAUUUAGUGUCCAUUACUAUGUAAUAGAAGCUGAGGAUAUAUGUAAAGCUCUGUGGUUUUUUAUACUUGAUAGUUUGUAGAAGGGUUUUUUGCAUUUGGUGGGGUCCAUAUUAAUAGACAAGCACACAGGAAAGGUUUCUAGUAGAUAUUUUUUGUUUGAAACAUUCAGUUUAUCCUUAAUAAAAGUUAUAUAACUAAUUUACCUGUUGUUUCAUUAUUUGACAGGAGGGGGAGUCCACUACUUAUUGGAGUUCGAAGUGAAUCUAAGCUUUCCACUGAACAAAUCCCUGUCCUAUACAGAACAUGUAAGUUAUUAAAGCAUUAUAACCAUACAGGUCUUGCUUUUGUUACAGAAUUGUUGAGGAAGUGAGUUCAUUAAACACACACAGAAAUGCUCAUGUUACUAGAAACCCCACUGGUAGACAUAUAGGGCAGUGAAAUAUUUGGAUUAGCAUCCCCAAAUCUAUUCUGAAGCAUUGAGUUGAAACCCAGGCCAUGUUUAGGGGGCAGAUUGUGGGGAAGAGGGAGGAAGAACCUUGCUACACCUGUUUUAAAACCAUGUAAUUCUGUAUUUCAACUUGAUCUAUAUAAUGAAUCAACCUUCACAGUUGUGUGUGUGUGUGUUUUUUAAUUGGCAGGCAACAUUGAAAAUGUAAAGAAUCGAUGCAAAACACGAAUGAAAAGACUAGAUAGUUCUACCUGCCUUCAUGCUGUUGGAGAUAAAGCGGUUGAAUUUUUCUUUGCUUCAGAUGCAAGGUAACUGAAAAAUAUGUGUGAUCUAUGUUAGCAGGAUCAGUUUAGUUAUUUACCCUACCCUUGUAAUUCAAUGGAGAAAUGUAAAUCAGUGGGACAGGCUGCUGCUGGCUGCAGCUUCUAAUCCAGGCAUGGCUAACCUGUAACCCUUCAGACAUUGCUUCUUGAAUACACUUCCCAUCAUCUGUAGCAUUGGCCAUGCUGGCUGGAGCUGACAUUUUGAAUGUGAGAGCCUUUCUAGAACUUGGCUACCAAAUGCUCAUUUGGUGUUGCAACUUUCCCAUCUUUGAGUUGUGACCAAGAUGUGGGGAGUGCAUAAUCUAAGCUCCUUUUUACUCUUAGACUUUGCACAUGCAAAUAGAACAAAUUUAAAUGGAGAUUCUGUAACUUAGCUGACUUUGCAUUCUUGUUUGUAGCGCUAUAAUUGAACACACCAACAGAGUAAUCUUUCUAGAAGACGAUGACAUUGCAGCAGUGGCUGAAGGGAAGCUUUCUAUUCAUCGGCUAGAACGUUGCGCUAGCGAUGACCCAUCUCGGAUCAUACAGACUUUGCAGAUGGAAUUGCAGCAAAUCAUGAAAGGUAAGGGCAGCUGAACAAUCUUGCUGGUCCAAGGGCAUAUGAAGGAAACAUUUACCCAUUAGAAACCAGGUGCCUUUCUGGUCAAACCUUAGCUACAGGAACAGCGCUAGAGAUGGGCAGGGAGGAAAAAAGAAAGACAGUUUUAAAAUAAUGACAAUAAUGAUACUUCAGUAUCAUUUCUAGAAGCUGGUGUUUCCCCAGAGCUGUAAACUGGUCCUGCUGAUAUUUGAGGCAUCAAGUGUACUUCUAUAAAGAAAAUUUCUCAGUUUAACAGUUAAUAAAAACAAUGAAUAUUAGUAUGAUGUUGUUCAAAACAUGUAAAGCAUCUGAGCACUGAACAGUAAAUAAACAUAGGCAGAAAAUUCAAUUUCCACUGGUGUCUUGUUCGUGGAGGCAGUUGAUCCAUAGCCCUCUGCCUCACCCUAAUGCCCUUUAGCCACCAAACCAGAACAACUUCAUCUUUAAAUAAGCUUAGUUAUUGUUUAGGAGAAUUUAAUAUUUAUAACGAAGUGAAUUCCCAUAACCCCUUCUGCAUUCUUUGCCCAAUCUUUUGCUAGCAACAGUUUUGACUUUUGUUGAAAUUGCUGUUCUGUGCUUGGUUACUCUUGCUGCAAAUUCAAGUCUCAUUUGAACAGUAAUAAGAAAGGCAGUCUGAAACUUAACUAGUCAUGUUUUAUAAAAACAGGGAACUUCAGUGCUUUCAUGCAAAAGGAAAUAUUUGAACAACCGGAGUCUGUUUUCAAUACCAUGAGAGGAAGGGUGAACUUUGAGAGCAACACAGGUAACAUGGGGGAAUUUUUAAUUCCACUCAACAUUGCCACUACUCUUUUUUUUUUUUUUUAGCAACCUACUCUGAACUAAAGAUAUCUCCUUGUUUCUGUUUCAUGGAAAUUACAGUUCUUUUAGGUGGCUUGAAGGACCAUUUGAAAGAAAUCAGAAGAUGCAGACGAUUAAUAAUCAUUGGUUGCGGAACCAGUUUUCAUGCUGCAGUGGCUGUAAGUUCAGUAUACUCUUGAACAUGUAAGAAAGAUAAUGGAAACGUAUGGCUACAGGGAUUUUACUUUUCUAUUCUUAUUUUGCUUUUAUUUAUAAAAGGUUUAUUGAUCAGUUUUCACAAAGUGGUGCUCAAUAAAAAUACAUUGGACCUACAUAAAUAUACCAUAAUAAACCCAGUUGUGUUUGGUGAGGUUGGGUGCAGCGCUCAUCUGACCUCGUGUUCCCCAUGUUGCUGCUGCAUACCAGGGCAGAAGCUGUGAAAGACACUUAGGGGUGGCCUUGCUGUACCCUGUGUUUCCUGCCUGGUUAGAGAUAGAAUACAGCCCCCAGUCAACAAGACUUGCUGGUAGAGAGUGGCUGGGUAAAGAGCCUGUGGGCAAACAUAGACCGCUUCCCCUCCCUGCUAAGUGCCUUGAUAAGGCAUACCAGAAACAGCUGGGAUGAGGGACAGCCUUGAGGCCUCAGAACUCAUUACUCAGGAAGAAGACACAGCGGAUAGAGUGGUGGGUGGAAUCCUAGCUAAGACAAGCUGGGAGAAAAUGCUUGGCGGUGUGCAGUGUGAGAGAGGUGUAGGGCUGCGGGCUAGGCUUAACUGAUGUCCUGGCUGAGAAGCUGACUGAAAAGAGGCUGAAGGGACCUGGGGACCUGGUGAGCUUCAAACAGUGCCUGAAGUGCACUGACAUGGACCUCAUAGAUUAGACAGGGAUGGGCUUUGAUAAUAUGGCACCCUGAGCGAGGACAAAAUUUGGUGCCUCCCCCCCCCCCCAAAUUAUUUCUUAUUUUCACAAUUAUUCCUUUUGGUACAGUUGCUUUUUUAAUGGAUCUUCUCGGUAGCUACCUGGAUAAAUGUUGUUGUUGUUGUUAUUUUGUGCUCCCUCGGCUUGUGGGAAACCGCCCACACGACCUUAAAUCCAGCACUGGAGUAGACCCUCCUGCCUCAGCCCACAGGGAGGUGGGAUGGUUCUGGGAGGGAAGAGCAAGAAGUUAUCCCCCCCCCCUUCUGCUGCUCUACCCCACUGCCUGCUUGCUACUUUAAAAAAUAAUAGACAGGUUAACAUGGCAGAAAAAGAGAGAGUGUUCAGUAGAUGCCUUGGUAAGAAAGAAUGCCUUUAAUUGCUGACAGAAGCAUGCCACCAAAGAUGCUCACCAUAUCUUUAAAUAAAUAAAUAAAUAAAUAAAUAAAUUAAAAUUAAAAUUAAAUUAAAAUAAAAUAAAAUAAAAUAAAAUAAAAUAAAUAAAAUAAAAUAUAACCAUCCAUUAUCUAACAUACCCUACAAAAAUAAGAAGAGUUGCUGGAUUGGAUCAAAAGCUCAUCUAAUCCAGCAUCCUUUUCUUACAGUGGUCAGCAUUUACCACAAGUGGGAUGUAAACGCAACAGCACUCUCCUCACUUGUGAUCUCGGCAAAUAUAGUUUAUUUCUGCAAAAGAAAUGCUCUACUAUCUUUAUGUUGGUUACAGACCCGUCAAGUUUUGGAGGAACUAACUGAGUUACCUGUGAUGGUGGAACUUGCCAGUGAUUUUCUGGAUCGGAAUACCCCUGUCUUUAGAGACGAUGUGUGCUUUUUCAUCAGUCAGUCCGGUGAGCUUUAAUCUAUGCUGUAUGUUAAUCUUGGCAAAGCUUUUUAUUUGGUUUUCAGAUCUAUCAUGAGCUGGUGACAGCUUCAGAGCCAGUCUGGAAUAGGUUUUUUACACUCUCAAGUGAGAUCAGGCAUACCUGAUUUCAUCCUGAGUCUAUGUCCCAGUCCCUUUCUCCAUACCUAGGUGAUAGAUUCCUGGCUACAUUUUUGAAUGCUUUUUACUAGCUGAGCUUUGUAUGUCAACUGCUACAAGCAUAUCACAGUAGAAAUAUAAAAUAACAUUCUACGACUACUCUAAUUCGCUUUAUGUGUUAAAAGGGAAAUAGCAUUCCUAUGUCAAGGCUGUAAGAUUUCUUCUCUGUUGAUCAUGUACUGCAAAGGAAAAAGCAGGCUUUUCGGAGUUUGUAAAGGAUGUAAUAAGCAGAGUGUAUCUGGUGAGGCAAUUAGAUAACAGUGUAGAUAAGUUAGGCCAGAACCCUCCUUUAUUAACUAAAGAACUACUUGGCAGCAGAGUGACACUAUACCUCAAGUUAUCUCUUAACAGUGAGAGGCAAAAGAACUGGUGCCAAAUAGAGAGAGGAAUCUUAAAUGCUUCUUUUGUGGUAUAGCAGGAGAGCAUAGAGCAGAGGUGGGGAAUGUGUAGCCCUCCCAUUGUUGCUAAAUAAUAAUAAUAAUAAUAAUAAUAAAUUUAUUUGUACCCAGCCCAUCUGAUUGGGUUGCCCCAUUGGCCAUACCGGCUGGGGCUGGCGAGAAUAGUAGUCCCACAACAUCUGGAGGGUCGCAGGUUUCCCACCAGAGAGGAAUACUGCUUCUGAGGAAGAAAAACACUAUCAAAAUGUAUUAGGCUUUCUCAGUCCAGUGAGUUUUCAUUUGGCACUAACUUCAGGUUUGCCUCUUUUUGUCCCUGUGCUAUUUUUGCUGUGGUGUUUUUCUUUUUGUUGCUGCUAACAAUGGACAAUGGGGCUUACACAAUGAUAAUAUUCCAGGAAAUAGAAGAUACAGUAUAAGCAAACAUUAGUCACUCCCAAUUACUCCAUUCUUUUUAUUUAAGUUUACAUUUUAAGUAUCUCAUCAACCUAAUUAGAACAAAGUUGUCCUAAAGGAUGCACAUUUUCUGUCAGGCAACACUCAGGUUGAGGUCAAAGGGAGAACAUGUAAAUUGGUACGAGUGUUUUCAAGACAGAGGAACAAAGGUUGACGUGUAAACUUCAAGGCUCUUCUGUCAAGAUGGGCACAACAUAAGUAUGAAAUAGCUAAAUUAGACCUAAUAAUGAAGCUUCGUUUUAAUAUAGUAAAUCUGGGCAUGAAUAAGGAUAAUGGUUUUCGGUUCGCUACAGGUGCCAGUUAGCAAUUGCUUGGAUCACCAAUUACUGUUGCUGUGAAUAAUAACGGUGAUAAUUUAAGAUUGAAUUGAAUUUUCACAGUCUGUGUGUCUUCAUUUCCUUGCUGUUUGACUCCUCUUUUUACAAUUUCCUGCCAUUUAUCUUCCUGCCAAUUUAAGAUAAUUAUGCAUCUGAUGAAGUGGACUCUGGUCCACAAGGGCUUAUGCGAAAUGAAAAUGUGUUAAUUUCCUUUAAGGUUCUAUAAGUCUUUUUGUUGCAAUUUAAGCAUGUGAUCUGCAAAAUUUUGUAGAUGAAACCUAAAGGUACCAUGAACCAGUCUGAAAGGGUCAAGGAGGACUAAAGUACAUUCUCAUUCUAUCGUCUGAUCUGGUGCAUUUGAUUUGGACAAUUAAUCCAAAUGGCUAUUGAUACAUUUUUUUAAAACCCUCUUUUCCUCCAAGUAGCUCAGCUUGGUAUACACUGUUCUGCCCCCAGCCCAAAUUUAUCCUCAAAAGGUGAUGUAGGGUGUGUUAGGCAGACUGACAGUGACUGUUCCAAAGUCACUCAGGGUGGGGAUUUGAAUUUCAGUCUUCCUAGUAUGACAUUCCAGCUUACUACACUGCACUAUCUUUCCUAUGGCUCCAGAGCUUAGAUUCCUGGUGUAGGAGGGAUUUUCCUCUGGCUUUCAACAGUGCACCAGCAGCUGGGUGGAUGGGCGGGAGAAGUUCUUAAAAAGCAAGCUGGAGGAGAGCCUGGGGAUCAUAGUGUUCAGCUUGUAUUUAAAACAUUGCUUCAUAUUCUGAACCAAGAAACUACAAGUUGUGUCAAUAUCACCAGCUCAGAAGGGGUGAAACAGUAUGGAAAUGCCAGUCCACCAGGUUCUUCUAUGAAUGGGUUAUACAUUUCUAGCUAUACAACCUUUUCAAGUCAAUCUCUUCUGACUAUAUGAUAGGUUAAUAAUUCUGCUGCAAUUCUGAAUUAAGCAUAAAUGUCAAUAUGUUCUUUUAUUGAAGGGGAAACUGCUGAUACGUUGAUGGCUUUGCGGUACUGUAAGGAUCGCCGAGCUUUGACAGUUGGAAUUACAAAUACUGUUGGAAGCUCAAUAUCCAGGGACACAGACUGUGGUGUGCAUAUCAAUGCUGGGCCUGAGAUUGGGGUGGCAAGCACAAAGGUAACUGAUAUGUAGUCACUGGUAGGUUUUUUUCUUUGACCAAAUCAUAGGCCUAGACAUUUCUGCAUAGAUUGCCGGAAUAAUAGCCUUGCAUGGUGCUAGAGCACCAUGUUUUAUGACACUGUAGGAUGCUGCCAUGUCAGACCACUGAUGGGUUCAUCUAUCUCAGUAUUGCCAGCACUGAUUGGAAGUGGUUCUCCAGGGUUUCAGGCAGAGUAUUUUGCAGCUCUACUUAGAGAUGUCAGGAAUUGAACCUGGCAUCUUCAGUGUAAAACAUGUGAUCUGUCACUGACCUGUAGCCCUUCCCACUCCAUCGUAAUGUAAGAAAUUAUUUUGCUGAGGCAGGUAGUUUAGGUAGCAAACAUGGAGCAAGCCAAAUUAAUGUCUUUUUAAAAAUCUUCAGGCAUAUACCAGCCAGUUCAUCUCUCUUGUAAUGUUUGGUCUGAUGAUGUCAGAAGACAGAAUUUCCUUGCAAAACAGAAGACAAGAAAUCAUAAGCGGUCUGAAGUCAUUACCUGGUAUGCAUGUUUUUACCGUUCAAAUGAUAUAUAGAUAUAUAGAUAUAUGGGAAUGCUAAAAUUCAAGAAUAUGUGGGCCAUUUCAAACGGGAUAUGUAGAACGUUUUUCAAAUUAUUAUGUGAGUAAGGAAUAUCCAUAGCUUUUAUUUUUAAAAAAUUAAGUUAACCAUUUUUAAUCCAACUUUAUAUUUUGAGGUGCUCAUAUUUUACUGUCAUAGCUCCAGUUUGUACUGUAUUGAGUUCAGAACCUUCAGGGAAAAAAUAACAAUUGAGAAAACAGUUUAGAGAUAAAACGGAAUAGCCUCUUGUUUAAUGUCUCAAAUCAAUCCCCAAAUUGAUUUUUAAAUCAUCCUCUGUAUUCGCAGAUGUGUUUAAAAGCUAUUGAGUGUUCAGCAUAGGGACUGACUGAAAAUAAUUUUCCAUAUCUUUAUUCAAAAUGGCCCUGUGUAUCUUUUUUUUUUUUAAAGGAGCAAAACACUGCUUUGCUAGUAAAUAAAAUUAAAGCUGAUUAAUCUGAAUUCAUGCAAUCCUGGCCACAACUUCUGUUUUACUACUUUUGAAAUGGUUGGCUCUGUAAUACCGUAAAUAAUUAUUGGUUUUAACCUGUUGGCAGAGAUGAUCAAGGAAGUACUGUCCUUGGAUGAGAAGAUACAUGAUCUGGCACUUGAACUAUAUAAACAGCGAUCACUUUUGGUUAUGGGUCGUGGCUACAACUAUGCCACUUGCUUGGAAGGUGCAUUGGUAUGAAUUCAUAAUCUCAGUUUUAUUUGUGACAUUUUUCCUGUUCUUUGUUUGGCAUAGUUGGAUGUUGUUUGUUUUUAUUGUUUUACCUGGAAUACUUGCCUGUAUUUUACCCCAACCCGAGAUCAGCAGAUGGGCAAUUUAGGAAUAUGUUAAAUAAGUACAUAAUUAAAUAUGGUUACAUCUGUAAGUAAAACAUUUUUGCAUACAUUAGGUUUUUGCAUAUAUAAAGCCUUCCAUGGGCAGAAAGAGUCCUUCCUCCCAUGGAAGGCAAAGUCUGGAUCCAACCGAUUAAAAUGUCUUCUUUUCAGGGGGCGGGGGAUUGCGUAUCUGAUGGGUUUUGUUUCAAAAAACUCUUAAGAGCUGUGUUGCUGAACAAAGAGGUGUAGAUGUUUCACUUUUUUCUCAUUUUGAGCUCAGUACAUCAGCUAUUGCUGCCUUGCAGCUUCCGUUAAUUAAAUCAAGACUUGUGUGCAGGAAACCUCAAACAUACUUUGAACUGAAUGAAGGUGGCGUUUAUGAUCUUAGAUUUGAGGCAUCUCUGAUCUUCCUGUUUUGCAUAUGGGCAUGGGAACCAUACGUGUACAUAGGUCAGGAUCCAAAGAACCACAUAACUUGUGAAAUGUUGCCUGUGGGACUUUGGGCACAAUGAAAGUGUCUUUUGGAUUCCAACAUCUGUCAGUUUUGCCUACUUGCACUUAAUUAUUUUUGAACGUAAUAAAUGCUUUUUUAUUAUCCCAGUGCUUUGGUUGUGAUCUUGUUCCAUUUGCUUUGCAGAAAAUCAAGGAGAUUACAUAUAUGCACUCUGAAGGCAUUCUGGCUGGGGAAUUGAAGCAUGGGCCCUUGGCUCUUAUAGAUAAGCAGAUGCCAGUUAUCAUGAUCAUUAUGAAAGAUCCCUGUUUCACAAAGUGCCAGAAUGCUCUACAGCAGGUCACUGCUCGCCAGGUAAAUUGCCUAGUAAGCAUGUCACUUUUAGGACUAGAUUGCUUGUGCAUUUCCUGCAAGAUUAUCAUUAUGAAGGGUAGUCAUAGGCAAGAGAAAGUAGAACUGUGAGGUCAGAAAGGGCAACCAAAAUAGUCAUAGGGAUGGAGCCUUCCCAUUCACAAUAAACUUUAUCUGUCAUGGAUGCUUUAGCUGAGAUUCCUGCAUUGCAGGGGACUGGACAAUAUGACCCUUGGGGUCCCUUCCAACUCCAUGAUUCUAUAUGUAUGGUUUGGAGGACAUGGAAAGAGAUUUCCUUUUCCCCCUUAUCUCAGUAACUCUAGAACUUGGAAUCAUUUAAUGAAAUAGAUUGGGUGUAGAGAUUAAGGACAGACAAAAGCAACCAGUCUUCACACUAUUCACAAAUUAUGGAAUUGCUGUCAACUGAUACAGCGAUAACCACUACAUAAAAAAGGUAAAGGAUCCCUGACAGUUAAGUCCAGUCGCAGGCGACUCUGGGGUUGCGGCACUCAUCUCGCUUUACAGGCCGAGGGAGGCAGUGUUUGUCCGCAGACAGCUUUCCGGGUCAUGUGGCGAAACCAAAGCAGCGCAUGGAAACACCGUUUACCUUCCCACCGAAGCGGUACCUAUUUACCUACUUGCACUUUGACGUGCUUUCAAACUGCUGGGUUGGCAGGAACUGGGACUGAACAAUGGGAGCUCACCCCGUCGCGGGGAUUCAAGCUGCCGACCUUCUGAUUGGCAAGCCCAAGAGGCUCAGUGGUUUAGACCACAGCGCCACUCACAUCCCAUAACCACUACAUUAGGUAUCUUUAAUUGGCCAUUAGAACUAUAGUGAACAAAGUUUUGGAUAUAAGAUGAGGUGGAAACUGUCUCUUAGCAGCUGUUGCUCCUCUGGACAUUUUCAGCCUAGGGAAGCAUGUGCUCAGAAGACACUGCUGCAAGCAUAUUAUGCUGGAACUAGGAAAAUACAUUUCAUGUUCUUAGGUUGUACAUAACAUUUGGUUUGAUUUGAUUAACAUUUGGUUUGGUUUGCACACAUUUCAAUUUUCCCAAGGCCUUUUAUUUAUUUAUUUAGUAUUGUUCUGGAAAGACAGGGAGAAAGUAGGGAUUUUUUUUAAUGGCCCAUCCCAUGGGUUUGGAAAUGUUACAUCAUCAGUAAACCUAUGGAAUGUUUUUUCCAGUAGAGGUUUGGCACUUGUCUUCCAUACUAAUAGUUAGCAGGUGUUCUGCGAUGUUAGUUCUUACAUGGUUUUUAUUGUGUAUAUAUAAUUAUUGUGAAAGACUUCAGUAUUUUUUAUGAAAUUUGUUUAUUUAAUUUAUAAAAAUAUUUAUAUACCGUUGUAUUAUAAAAUAUAUACCACCGUGGUUUACAGAGAUAUGCAAAAUGGCUUUCAACUUAAAAUUUAGCUCAGUUGACAUUAAUUGCUGCAUGUUGGCAAAAUGUCUGAAAUGCGCAGCAAAAUAUACCGUAUUUUUCGCCCUAUAGGACGCACUUUUUCCCCUCCAAAAAUGAAGGGGAAAUGUGUGUGCGUCCUAUGGGGCGAAUGCAGGCUUCAGGGAGCUCUGCGCAACCCUCGGGAGACCGGCUCCGAUGGCCGCGCAGAGCUGCCUGCAGUCCCGGGCUCAGCGCAGCUCUGCGCGGCCAUCGGGAGCCGGGCGCGAAGUCCCGCCCGGCUCCCGAUGGCUGUGCAGAGGUGCCUGCAGUCCCGGGCUCAGCGCACUUCUCCCCAUCGCCAGCCCCACAAGCUUGGGGGACAGCGGGGAGGCGGAGCGCGCCUUCCCGCUGUUCCCCGACCUGGUUCUUCCAGCCCCACACCUGGGGGGGAAAUAAUUUUUUUUUCUUUAUUUCCCCCCCCCCCAAAAAAAACUAGGUGCGUCCUAUGGGCCAGUGCGUCCUAUGGGGCGCAAAAUACGGUAGAUGAAAUGAAAAUGUAACCUUGAAUCAACUUUGAUUUCUUGCUUUGCAGGGCCGCCCUAUUAUAUUGUGUUCUAGAGAAGACACAGAGAGCUCAAAAUUUGCUUACAAAACUAUUGAGCUUCCACAGACCGUUGAUUGCCUGCAAGGAGUUUUGAGUGUUAUCCCUCUACAGCUGCUUUCAUUCCACCUGGCUGUUCUCAGAGGAUAUGAUGUAAGUUACUUCUAUAUUUAGGCACUCCAAUUAAAGCACUUAUACAAACACACUUGGACACUUCCCCUGUUUCUUCAGACUUGAAACAAGAAUGAUUACAUAGAAUUUAAACAAAGACCUAGUUGUGCUCUCUUAAGAUGGAAAUUCAGUGCAAAUCAAAUUUAAUUUACUUUUACCCUGCAACAUAAGCUCCAAAUACUAAAAGCGUAGAAAACAAGUUUACACAAUUACAAAAAUAGUUUUGGAGCGCAUGCCAUUUUUCUUAACAUGCACAUUCCCAUGAUCCAAGCUAUAAGGAGCGGUUUGCAGCAGAUGCCUGUGCGACAUGCCAACCUCCCCUUUGCCUUGCCCCACCCCUAUCAAUGAGUGGCAGUGAGCAACUCAGCAGCUGGGAAGCAAGCAUUCUGGCUCUGCCCCCUGGGUGAGCUGCUGCUGCUACACAACAGUGAUGUCAGUCACUGAUAGGAUACAAAGGUGCUCCACCUUCAGACUUUAGGUGGAUGCUAAAUGAAGAAAGGGUCCUGUCAGUUUUGUUGUUCUGACCAUGGGAUGCCAUACCCAAGGAUUGUCUGGUGCCAAAACUCCAUUGCCAGUGAAUAUUUUCAUUUUAUGCAUAAUGCAUAAUCUGUUUUAAUUGCUGUUGCUGGCUUGUUUUUUAACCUUCUAUUGUUUCUCUAACAUUUGUUUUAAUUUUUUUUUCGUGCCUUGGGAGUUUACAACUGGGGCAUAUUUGCUUUUAAAUCACAGGUUAACAGUGUACACGAUCAAUUACACUACACAGUUUCAAUGUAAUCUCUCUCAGUUUUCAUACAUUUUCUCACAUUUUGAUGAUAAUUUUGCUAGAUUAUCUAUAGGGACGAUCCAUAGCCGGAAAGGUCAGAAGGAAAGUAGGGAAAGAAGCAGAGACCCAGGGUUAUGGUUCAAAUACGGCAGUAGAGAGAAUACAGAAGGGAUAAGUGGUCAAGGGAAAGUGGUCAGGCAAAGCCAGCUGGGAAGGGAUGCAGCUAUCUGUGGUUGUAUUUCCAUAUACAUUCUCAGAAUUUGUGGAGGAAUACAGCUAGUAUGGUGAUUAUUAUUUUUAGUCUGUUUUACUGAGUGAUGCACAUGAAUUUCUUAAAUGAAAAAGCCUCCUAUAAAUUGAAUUGAGGAUAAUUUUCUUUUCUUUUCCCCAGGUGGAUUUUCCGAGGAAUUUGGCAAAAUCUGUGACUGUGGAAUAAGCAUUGCACAGUAGAAUAUUUGUUACCCAUAAUCCAAAAUUGAAUUUCUGUCAGUGAGACUUUAGCAGACUGUUUUGAUGAUGCUGAUUCUACAAAGCAAAGUAAACAUAAUUCUGUUUACUUCAGUGGGGUUUGGGGCUGUGGAAACCACAAACCAGUACAAUGGAUCUGUUGCUAACUGGAAAGUAUUUGGGAAUCUUUUGUUAUUUUUUAAUGUGAUCUUUAAUGUGCCUUUAAAUAUUUGUUACUUGCCUUGCACCUAAGUGCUCUUGCCACAUCGCUGAAAUAAUAAAAUUGCCAAAGAAAGGAAGAAAAAGCAUUGUUUACAAAUGGUUAAUGAACAGUUUUUCUAUUUCUAUGACUGUGCAAUAUAUGUAUAUAACUUUUGAGUUACUGUGAAUAAGUCAACACUAUACAUGCAGCCUGAAUCCAUACAUGUUUACUCAGAAGUAAGUCCCUCUGAAAUCAGUAGGAUUUAUUCCUUGGUAUAUAUGCAUAGGAGUGCUGCCUUAGUUCUAAAUACAAAGUAUUUAUAUAUACACAAAUGUAUAGCAUUUAAGUUAUUUUUAGUAUGUUGGUUGCCUGUAGUAGUGGGCUGAUUUUACUAAUUGUGUACAAGUUCUUUUACUGUUUCUGCUUUGUAUUUUUAACUGGAAUUCUCUUUCCUAUUGUAUUAACCUUUCCUAUUUACUGUUAUGGGAUUGUAUCUGUAUUUCCACAGAUCCUUUCAUCUAUCUACACUUUACAACUUCUGCACUAUUGUGAAUUAAAGUUUCUUCAACAUCAUUCAGAUUUAGUUGUGUUUUGCUGAAAAUUUCCUUUUGACAAAAUACCAGUUUACUUGAGCCAAAUUAUCUUCAUGUUCUUGAAUAGUAUUGUUUAACCAUAGUAAGCUAUUGGCUGUUGUGUGAGCUCAGUAUGUUUAUAUUUAACUAUUGUACAACCAAACGCUAUGCAAUUAAAGAGACUAUUGACUGCAAAAUGUU
This is a messenger RNA of Podarcis lilfordi (Lilford's wall lizard), 27397 nucleotides long. The record is from the annotation of a GenBank genome assembly. Lineage: Eukaryota; Metazoa; Chordata; Lepidosauria; Squamata; Lacertidae.